GUUAUCGCGGGAGGGCCACCAUAAAUACCUCUCCUUUGAUGUUUUCCUUUCAGUACCCUUCGAUUAAGUUCGUUUUCGGCUCUCUCUCUCUCUUGGAGUGACGUUGGCAAUGGCGUCCUGCUCCCUCUCGAACCUCGAUCUCUCGGCUGCCUCUUUCCAGGGUUUACUUCCUGUUAGGCCAUUGAAGCAAAGAAUUGCUCCUGCUCAAUUGUCUUUAUGCAACUUUCAACACCCGAAGAAAGCCAAAUUUUUGAAGUAUGGAAGCAGAUUAACAGUUCACGCCAGUUACAGUGGGGACAGUGGAAGGCCAAGUAGUGCAGGUGUCUUUGUUGGGGGAUUCAUAUUGGGAGGCAUUAUAGUUGGAGCUCUUGGCUGUAUAUAUGCACCACAGAUUAGCAAAGCAUUGGCUGGAGCAGACAGAAAGGAUCUGAUGAGAAAACUGCCGAAGUUUAUAUAUGAUGAAGAGAAGGCAUUGGAGAAAACACGUAAGAUCUUAACAGAGAAGAUAGCUCAGCUGAACUCUGCAAUUGAUGAGGUUUCAUCUCAGCUUCGAGCUGAUGACACGGCAAAUGGUGCAGCAACAGCUUCUGAUGAAGUUGAAGCUGCUAUAUGACCACGCUAUAUGAUCACGAUCUUCGUUACAAGACAAGAAGAGCCAGCAUGUGUGAGGAUCAUUUCUUUGAGUUUUGGUUGCACGUGUAAAACCUUCAAAAUCUUCAUGGGAUGACUUUGAAAAGCUUGUUCAGCAUGAUGUCCGUCCAACUGCAUUUUGUUUAUGCCACUUCAAAGGCUUGCUUUCCUCUGGAAUAUAAAUGGCAUGCAUAUUUUGUUAUGAGAACUUUUCUCCAGCAUACGCUGUAACCAUUUGUUCCAUAAUAGUGCACUAACAUCUCCAAGCA
This is a messenger RNA of Nymphaea colorata (pocket water lily), 899 nucleotides long. RefSeq lists its product as uncharacterized. NCBI's taxonomy places the organism in Eukaryota, Viridiplantae, Streptophyta, Magnoliopsida, Nymphaeales, Nymphaeaceae. The transcript has 5 exons. The record is from RefSeq and is a predicted model, not a curated record. Gene Ontology annotation, cellular component: chloroplast inner membrane; chloroplast thylakoid membrane. The coding region runs from base 110 to 613 and encodes 167 amino acids.